UGGCCUUGAAAUUCGUAUAUUCGUUUAGAAAUUACUUGGUGAAGGCGACAUAUGGAUUCCCGGCAAUGCCAUUCAUCCGGAUAGCUAUUGCUGGCCUAUCCUAGGCCUCCGACCGCCCCACCGACGCGGCGUCAAUGCGAUGAACAGUUUAUCUAGAGUGUAUUCCGUUGCCCUCGGGUCGCUCAGAACUCAGUGUUCAUCAUCCCCUCCUUACUUCUUGACGAUGCCACCGCGCACCUGCAUAAGGGGACGGGCGAGCAGGCAGUCAUCAAUACCAGCAGCCCCGAGCCAUAUUUCCGCCGGCGAGUACUCUACAGAGAGAUUCACAGAUGCACCCUUCCAUAGUCCGCAGUCGUUGGCCCAUAAAGGCACGCCACCGGUCUCUGCACCGCAAUGCCAGCGAACACCUGGCGAACCAGCUUCUGGGCAUUGGCAUGCAGAACGUCCAAAUAAGCUUUCGAGCAAGCUCAGAUCCACAUUCGCCGGUAUUCACCCACAUAGGCUGAUCCUAGUGUAUCCAGGAAAGCCGGUCCGAAAGUCGGGUCUACCGAGGAAGGCAAGCCGGGGCGGAGGAAGGCGCGCGCGUCCUGCGCUCGUUAGAGGCGUCGUAUGGUGGGCAAGCUGGUUGCGAAUUAAGCGCGCGAGUGGACUGUCAGGGGACUGAGGAGACGAUGGUCGGGCGAGGUACUAGGACUAGAAGGAGUUUCGGGGCAGCGGCCUGCGAUGGUUACAGAGUAACCUUGAGCGGCUGGACGCGCUCGACUUUUCGGCAAACGCGUUGCUUCGCCCAUUCCAAGAGCAUAGCCGUGUCGAAUCAGAUUGGCGUGCAUUGAGAAGAAACCAUUGAGGUUGGUAGGAUUGCCCGGACAGAAGGCAUUUAGAACUUUACAUAGGUAAGUGCAAGGAGUUCGUCUUUGCGCGACGCGGUAGAGAAGGGCGUCGCGAUCACAACGAGGUCCCGACGAAAUCUUCUAGACGGGC
Molecule: messenger RNA, 981 nt
Organism: Trematosphaeria pertusa
Lineage: Eukaryota; Fungi; Ascomycota; Dothideomycetes; Pleosporales; Trematosphaeriaceae
Exons: 2
Coding region: 140-664 (174 amino acids)
Source: RefSeq, a predicted model, not a curated record